UCUAUACACCUACAUAUUAUACCUGUAUAUAUUUGCUUUUGCUAUUGGUUUGCUCUUGUUCUUGUUGCUUUUGCCAGUAGUGUUCCCGAUAUGCCGCGCGGCAACGCGAACACGUUGCCAUCCGUUCCUAGAUAUAGAACACCAUACACACGAUACUCCACCAGCAGCAACCCCCCUUUAACCAACACCACCCGCCCCAAUUCUAGUAUACUAUACUCUAACACCCCUUCUACUUAUCCUUCUACUCUUCUUCUUCUUCUUCUUCUUCUUCUUCUUCUCUUCGUUCUCUUCCUAUCUACCCCCUUCUGUUCUUCCUUCCUUCUCUACUCUCACUCUUCUAGCUGGGAAAUGGCUUGAACCCAGGUUAUCGAGGGUACCUUAGAUGCCCUGGACGUUACAAUCGAAGAACUUGGGGUUAUUAUACCGUAAACCCUAUAAGGGAAGGCCAUCAGAAUGCUUGCCAAAUUUUUUACAUGCCCGAUAUUCCUACGGGGAUACCUCCUCCACCUCCUCCUCCUCCUACCCGCGACAGACGGUUAACGCGCUUAAUUGUGGGUGUGGUUUUCUUUUUCGAACAGAAAACCUUUACUUUUUAUCUUUUUUCUUGCCUUUUUUGUUUUCACUUUAUUGGUCCCUUCGUUUUAUUCUUCCCUAGUCUGUUAUGUGUAUGUGUCUAUGGGGGUGUGUGGGUGUUGUGUUCAUUCCGAGCUUAAUUCGACCAUGCUCUGUCAUUCAUUUCUUUCUUUAUCUUUUUUUUUCUGGAUAAACGGGAGUAUUAAAAAAAAAAGGACAAUGAAGAUGAUGAUACCUGAAGUAUCAAUGCGAUCAGCAACCUUUCAAGAUCGUUCAGUCAUUGAAAUAUCAAAGGACUCGCCAACAACGUUACGCUCUCCAACCUGGUUAAUUAAUUUUCGUAGAGGUAAUAGUUUUGAGUGUGCAACAUUUCUAACAAGUCUUCUACUAGGACAAGGAUACAAUGCAUUUGUUGUAUUUGGCUAUGCAUCUCGGGAACAAGUUCAAUGCGACAGAACUAGAAUUACCUGUCCAUAUUUACCAAAGGCGGAACCAAAAAUAAUAGAAGAAGAACAUGCUAUUAAUUUAACGUAUAAGCUCAAACCUCCUGCAGACUUCAGAAGUAAAUUUUUAUUAAAAAUGGAUGCUAGAGAAAAACUAAAAUUUGAAACUGCAAUUCAAGAAGAAGAAGAGAAGCAAGCUAAAAUUAUAAUGGAAUUAGAGAAACCACGACCAGAUAAAUAUCAUGGACACAGAGUUCACGCUUGGGUUGUUGUGCUACCUGCCAUUAAUGAUACAAAAGGAAAACAAAUUAAAAAUCCAUUCUUUAUCGAAUCCUCAUCAGGAGAAAUGUAUGACCUAAAUGAUCCUCAAACUAAUCUUUUGUACCUUGGUGUGGAAAGUAUUUGGAAUGAUGAAAAUUAUUGGAUCAACAUACAAGAAGAUUCAAUUGGUUGUGACAAAAUAAAUUGGGAUUUAACUUCCACCAAAUUAUGGGAACAUCUACUUCCUGGCGAACCAUGGACCAUGCGUGGCAUAGAAGACGAUUUAAUCGAAGAAGAUAUUAAAAUAGAACAAGAGAAACAUUUAGAUAUGCCUGCUUCUUAUGUUAAUGAAAUAUUCAUAAAUAGUUUAGAUUAUGAAAGACGAUAUCCGCAAGCUCACAAAACUAAAUUUUAUAAAAAGGUAAAAGUUGAUUUGUAUUCACCCUACGUUCAAUUGGACGGAUUGAUAGAAAAAAUAACAAUAUACGAUGAUUACGAAUACACAGUUCCUAUUGAAAUUUAUGAAAAGUAUACUAACAGGAAUGAUCAAUUAGUACAAUCACAACGAAACUUAAAUACCAAUUAUGUUACUGAUUUUUAUAAAAGAGGUCGAGUCGAUGCAUGCAAAGAACAUUGCUUUUAUAUGAAUGAUGAUAACUCAUCAAUGUAUAAUGAAAGAAUUUUACAUUUCUAUGAUGUAAUUCGAUUAGAUGGAUUAUCAGAAAUUUAUGUACAUCCUUUACGUUUAACACAAUAUUAUUCCAAUCGUGAAGAUUUCUUGUAUUAUAGGGAUGUGGAAUUCUCACCCGAUAAAGGUGAUCCUGUAGUAGAUGGAAUACAUUAUCGUCACAUUCAAAGAAUAACUGAAAAAUAUCGAAGAAACGAACUACUACCAGCAUCCAGAGAUAUCUCUAUAAGAGAAUUCAUUUUGACAGAGAAAGAAAUACAUUUGAAGUUUCAUUAUGAAGAUGACAGAAUUACAAGAGGUAUGCGUGUUUAUAAAAAACCAGAACCAGGAGAAAAUCUAAACGUUCAUACUGCUGUUAUUCAAGAAUACAACCCGGAUGCUAUGUCAGUACCUGAACAAAAUUUGUAUCUAUUCAGAGAAUUGGAAAAAUUAUUAAAAGAAGAAGAUCAAUGCGUGUCUAAUGUCAGAAAUGCAGAAACUGAAAUUUCAUCGUUUAUAAAAACACGAACAAAUGAAUAUUUGAAUCCACAAUUAAUUAUUUCUUCGUUUGAUAGAAAUCGAAUCGAGGAAACAGGAAAAUCUAUAAAGGAUUCAAUAUCGAUAUCUCAUAGUUUACGAGAUAUUACAAAACCUGCUGAUCACUUGGCUUCAUACUUGGCACGAAUAGGAAAUCCAAAGCAUAUAAGCAAAGCUCAAGCGUAUUUAUUACGAGAGGAUUGUUUGAGCGAUUUUAAAGACUCGCAAGUGAAUAAAGCUAAUGUCAUUUUACGUAAAUCCGAGGAGCUUACAGAGGAGUUGAAUAAAUUGCAAGCAUUAUUAACGCAGAACGAAGAUUUAACGCGGGAGGAAGAGGAUGAACUUUUAGCGAAAACCAACGAAAUCAAUUUUAAUCUCCACUUGUUGGAAAUGAAGUUGGAUCGUCAUAAGAAUUUAGUUCCUUUACGAUACAAAAUGCUGGUUGAAUUUUUACAACAAGACGAGCGCCUUUCCAUUCUCAACAAGUAAUAAUAAUGUUAAG
Polistes canadensis is the source of this 2983-nucleotide messenger RNA. Its product is annotated as dynein regulatory complex subunit 7. The coding region runs from base 676 to 2970 and encodes 764 amino acids. Lineage: Eukaryota; Metazoa; Arthropoda; Insecta; Hymenoptera; Vespidae. The record is from RefSeq and is a predicted model, not a curated record. Gene Ontology annotation, cellular component: motile cilium. Gene Ontology annotation, biological process: flagellated sperm motility. The transcript is spliced from 10 exons.